CUUCGUCGUCGUCGUCGACGCCGCCGUCGGGCAUCCCGGACGGAGGAGCGUCUAUCAGUACCGCGCCGAUCCGCGCCGCACCUAUACGACCCCCAAAAUCCCCUUAAAACAUCUUUUGGCCGCGACUAUGCCGAGAUGACAUUCUUUCCCGUAUUAUUACUACCACGAACUAGAGGAUCAGACUCGAUUUCUAAUAGCAAGACUACCUCCGAGUGUGACGACGAUGUAUCAGUGUGUAACAAAUUAAUAUUGUAUUAAUUAAAAAGAAAAAAAAAUUAUAAAAAGAUGCAACAACAAGCGAGUGAAAGCGGUGGGGUCCCGCCGGGGGGUAGCCCGGCCGCUACGGGGGCUACGGGCACGGCCGCAGCCCGAAGUCACGUGAACGGGGGCCGUUUCGAUUUCGACGACGGGGGCACGUAUUGUGGGGGCUGGGAGGACGGGAAGGCCCACGGACACGGAGUUUGUACCGGCCCUAAGGGCCAGGGGGCCUACAGUGGCUCCUGGCACUACGGUUUUGAGGUUUCAGGAGUCUAUACUUGGCCAAGUGGUAGCUGCUUCGAGGGCCAAUGGCAGAACGGGAAAAGACACGGUCUAGGGGUGGAAACGAGAGGCAGAUGGAUCUACAGGGGUGAAUGGACGCAGGGCUUCAAGGGCCGCUAUGGGGUCAGACAAUCAAAUACAUCGAUGGCGAAGUACCAGGGUACGUGGGCCAACGGGUUGCAGGACGGGUACGGAUCGGAAACAUAUGCGGACGAAGGUACCUACCAAGGCCAAUGGAUGCGAGGCAUGCGUCACGGUUACGGGGUACGUACCAGCGCCCCCUUCGGCAAAGCGUCGAAGUACCGAGGACACCAAAAAGGGCUGCGUGGAUCCCUAUCGUCCCUGCGCAGUAGCGAACCUGGUGCUGCGCCCCUCGACGCCGCAGAGAAACGUGACCGAAGAAUCGACGACUCGAGGGGCGGGUUCGUGUUGCAGAGUAAAAGUACCGAACAGGCGACGAGCAGUCGACGCAGAUCCUUGGGAUCCGGAAAUAUUAAAAAGAAUAUUUUUAAGGGUAUUCUUAAAAAAGGGGCGAGCACCGGCGAACUGGACAGGCGAACGGGCUCGGGUAGUAUACGUAGCAACGCCUCAUCCGCCUCUUAUAUCAGUACCGAUUCGGCAGGUUCAGCCAUGACCAACGCUUCGAUGCCUUCGGAUUCCAAUGCCAGUUUUGUGAUAGACGACGAACAAAUGGACCCGAACGUGACAGAAACUUACAUGGGCGAAUGGAGCAACGACAAACGUUCGGGUUACGGUAUUAGCGAGCGUUCGGACGGCCUCAGGUACGAAGGCGAAUGGUACGCGAACAAAAAGUACGGCUACGGCGUAACGACGUUCAGUAAUGGGGAAAAGGAGGAGGGCAAGUACAAGAAUAACGUACUGAUCACUAGUUCGAAGAAAAAGCUGUUUUUGAUGCGAAGCGCCAAGUUUAGGGAGAGGAUAGACGCGGCGGUCAAUGCUGCACAGCGAGCUUCGAAGAUUGCCUUGCAAAAAGCUGAUAUUGCCAUAUCGAGAACUGCCACGGCUCGAGGUAAAGCUGAACAAGCUGACAUAGCGGCGGCCCAAGCUCGAGACGACUCGGAAAUCGCGGAAACGGUCGCGCGCCAAUACGCGCCCGACUUCAAGCAACCCGGCCUGGAGAAACUGAAACAGGCGAUGAAGUAUCGACACCAGCAGAAUCGAAACUUGGACAUUUCCAUCGAGCAGAAGGACUCGAACGUGCUGAACCAGAUCCCGAGCAACGUCAAUCAGGAGAAGGUGCAGCUGAACCAAGUGCAAAUGCAAAACCAGAUCGGGGGUGGUAAACUCAACAAACAACCGAAUCAGUUGCCGAUCAACCAUCCGUAUCAACAGAUGAAUAAUCCACAGCCAACGGGGAACCCUUACCUGCCUUACCAGAACCAAAAUAAGCAGCAGCAGCAACAGCAACAACCCAUUUCAGCUUACCCUUCUCAGCAAAAUCCCGCUUAUCCCGCAUCAGCUAACAAUCCGAAUCCCGCUUUGCAUAAUAUUAACGAUUUUAGCAGCCAACAGCAACAGGACGCAACAAACAUGCUGCAACAAACGACCGGACAUCAUAAGAAUCCCGGCAACGAAUAUUCCAAUCAGGCCCUAAAUAAUCCAAGGAAUUCCAUUACGGGGGAGAAUGUAGCGAAUACGAUACGAAGGAUGUCCCGACGCGUGUCCAGGGACCGACCGUAUUUAGGGAAUAUCGGACAGCAGUCUUCUAUUGACCAUUUCGAUCAUUAUAAGAGGCCACCCAGUAGAGAUUCUAGUGUAGAUAGGUAUUCUAGGGCAACAGGUAGAUUAAGUAACUCCCUAUCGGGAUCCAGACAACCGAGCGUGGAUCGAAACGCGGCUCAACAAAGACUGGCAGAAACACCGGACAGAACGUUGAGGGCACCAUCGGCCGUAAGAGGUACCACUCCGACCCCCCAAGGGUUCAUGACAACGAACGGGGGACUAAAAAACGGAUCGGUUCCGACAGGUCAAGGGGUGCCGACGAGUUACGCCAACGGUAACGCGAUCCCGCCCUUCGAGGACGUGAUAAUUCGGAAACGGGGUCUAGGACAGGACAUCGUGCCGUCCCCGAACCAGCCGAAGCGGACCGAGAGUCUCUUCAUUCCAGGACAGAAUAAUCAGCAGGCGGCAGCAAAAGUGUUACAGACCCAGACGUCGUUGCAGAGGAAGAAAUCGCUGCCGGAUGUGCAGGAGUUGCCGAGGGCGACCCGUCAGAUGCCCAGGGAGGAGGUCUCCAUGUUGGGCUCGGCACGCAGGGAGGAAAUCAGGAGGCAACUGGACGAGCGGGAGAGGUUGCGUGCCAAUCCACUACUUUAUUUAGUCAGUCCGCAAGUCAAGGAUUGGUUUUCGAGACAGCAGUUGGUCCUUGUAGUUCUCUUCAUCAAUAUAUCGUUGGCCAUAAUGUUCUUCAAAUUGCUGACAUAGUACACGGUGCGCGUCAGUUUGGACGCAACUUGAGAAACGAUCACGUACUUUGGAUUACGGUUUGGAUUUUAAACAAAUUUUUGAAAGAGGCAUCCGGUCUCGUACAUUCUGGACGAAUGUAUAAAAGUUAUUGGACGACCGGAGGACAUUUUAUUGGAGGAGCUGAAGGAACUGGUGAAAUGAUAUUUUUUGGACGGUUCAGUGUGUAUUUUUAAAUUAUUAUUAAACCAUAUAGGACAUUUUUAUCUUUACUGUUGGAGUUUUUUAAAUUUUAUCUCUGUUUUCCUUUUUUGCUGUGCAGUCUUGUUUUGUUACCUUAUUUUAGCUGUAUAUAUAUAUGGCCGUUACUUUUUAAACAUAUCUCUAUUUAAAUUAUAUAUUAUAUAUGACAAAAUAAGAGCGGUCCUGAAAAAUUUAUUGCAUUUUAAACAUUCCGCCUGAAGAAGUGAAACGUGCGCAAAUUGUCCAAAUUUAAUGAUUCUUUUUGUAAGUCAUACAGGUGCACCCAUGUAAACUUCGUUAUUUUAAUUCAAUCAUUUUUAGAUUCUACGUAAAUUGUCAAGAAAUUUGAGCAGGGGUCAAACCGUUUUCAAAUAUUGUCAAAAGUCACAAAUUUUGUCCUUAAAAAAUUAAAAUAGGAAAAUUAAAACCUUUUAUUCUAUGCUAAAUAGUGUUUUCUCUAUGACCUUUGAAAGUAAAAAAAAGUAGCGAUUUCAAACUCCUUAUAAUUCAGAAACCAUUUGAACGAAGUAAGGUAAUUUCUUGAAAUUCCAUGUAGAUUCCAAAAAUGCAAAAACAUUUUACCAUAAAAAUAUUGGAGGACCACCCUGUAUUAUAUUACCAAUAUUGUCAGAAAAUAGGGUAGCGAAACAAGGCAUCACAAACAUUAAUAAUUUAUUUCAAUUGUUAAACGUCAUCAGUAUAUUUAGCGAAACGACAUAUUUAAGGCUUUUGAAGUUUAUGUUAUAAUAUCGAGUCCCUGCGAACUUUAAUAUUUCUUGUUGAAAAAAAAAGGUUGUUAAAGACAUUUUUAUUUAAACUUAUUAAGGUAAUUAAUACAUAUUAUUAUAAGUAGCAUAUAGUAUAAUUUUUUUCUGUUAAUCCAUUGUUUCUUUUCUAUGUAAUUCUUAGUUCAAUUUCCUUAUUGCUGCUUAGGCUCAUUACUACUAUAGCGGACCUAUUCGUUUGGUCUCCAAGCUAUUUUAUAUUUCUCGAAACAAAAAAAAGACCUUUUUAUUAAAUUAUACAUACAAAAAAAAAUCUUAAAUUAUUAGACUCUAUAAACUAUUUUGCGUCGUGCCUUGUUCAUACUUUAUAAGUGAUUCGUAUUAAAAAGUCGAUUUUUACCACUAGCGUAAAAUCAUUAUUGUACUCUUAUAAUUAAAAUUUCUAGAUUUAUAUAUGGAAACGGACAUUGUAUUAUGUAAUAUACCUAACGUGUCACUUUAUAUUUUCAAUUUUAAUAAAAGGGGCUGAUUUAAUUAAUA
Molecule: messenger RNA, 4472 nt
Organism: Anthonomus grandis grandis
Lineage: Eukaryota; Metazoa; Arthropoda; Insecta; Coleoptera; Curculionidae
Product: junctophilin-1
Exons: 10
Coding region: 286-2985 (899 amino acids)
Cellular component (GO): junctional membrane complex; endoplasmic reticulum membrane; plasma membrane
Source: RefSeq, a predicted model, not a curated record